Messenger RNA from Salarias fasciatus (jewelled blenny), 537 nucleotides. RefSeq names its product urotensin-2-like. NCBI's taxonomy places the organism in Eukaryota, Metazoa, Chordata, Actinopteri, Blenniiformes, Blenniidae. Gene Ontology annotation, cellular component: extracellular region. Gene Ontology annotation, biological process: regulation of blood pressure; blood vessel diameter maintenance. The transcript has 4 exons. Gene Ontology annotation, molecular function: hormone activity. The record is from RefSeq and is a predicted model, not a curated record. The coding region runs from base 119 to 508 and encodes 129 amino acids.
GGUCACAGCCUGAAGUAUAUAACCCAGGCAGGAGCGGCAGAAGAUGUAGAAGUCCUCUCUUCACCUGAAGACCUCUGUGCAAAUCAGAGCCACUUUCCAACGCCGGCAUCCUCCAGUGAUGAAGUGCAACCAUCUCCUCUCCUGGGCCCUGGUGCUGGUGGCCUCCGGCCCCCUGCUGGCUCACCCCAUCACAGAGUCUGCCGAGAUGCCCUACCCAGGACCUGUGUCGGUGGAGGACCGAGGCAUCAGCACGCUGGACGAUCUGGCUCUUUCUGAGCAGAGCUUCCCCCCACAGGACGGUGCUGGACUCAGAUAUUCCACUCUGAUAUCUGGGGAGCUGAACCGAGAUGGUGUCAGAACAACAGGCCUGCUUCCACGGGGGAUCAAGAGAGAGGUGCUACUGGAGAAACAAAGUCUCUUAAAUCCUUUCAGCCACGUGCUGGGAAUCCGGAAACAGUUCAGGAAGAGAGCGGGGAAUUCAGAGUGUUUCUGGAAGUACUGCGUCUAAAACUCAGCCGCUGAUGCUUCAACACACAG